CACACACGCGCCGGCACUCACGAGGGGGCAGUGCCUGUCCGCGCACAUGUCACGCCUGACCUGAGAAGCAUCCUCAGCGACGCUGGGGGCAAAACCUCGCACACAUGCGGGACACCCAUGCACGUAACUAUCACUGCUUACUGGUACAAGAAGGAAAUUCGAACAAGUGGAAAAAGUAAGUGUGUUGUGGUCUUUUCAAGUGUGUGUAUCGCUCUAGCUCAUUCCUUCUAACGGCUGCAUCGGAUUCCAUUGUUCGGGUGUGACUUAGUGUAUUUAUCCAGCCCUCUGUUGAUUGAAACUGAUGGAUGUUGUAUGGGCCAGAGGCAGGGAUGGUUGGCUAUGACCCCAAAGCCGAUGGCAGGAGUAUCUCCAGUUUUGAGGUGGCGGUGGCUGGGUCUGUGUCUGGACUUGUCACUCGCGUGAUGGUCAGCCCCUUGGAUGUCAUCAAGAUCCGUUUCCAGCUUCAGAUUGAACGCCUGUCUCGCAGUGACCCCAGUGCAAAAUACUAUGGGAUCCUGCAGGCUGGGAGACAGAUUUUGCAAGAGGAAGGCCUCGCAGCAUUCUGGAAAGGACACGUCCCAGCGCAGCUUCUCUCUAUAGGCUAUGGAGCUGUCCAAUUUCUGUCGUUUGAACUGCUGACCGAGCUGGUGCACAGAGCCACUGAGUACGACGCCCGUGACUUCUCAGUGCACUUCGCAUGCGGCGGCCUGUCCGCCAGCGCCGCCACCCUGGCCGUGCAGCCCGUGGACGUGCUGCGCACUCGCUUUGCAGCUCAGGGCGAGCCCAAGGUGUAUAAAACCCUGCGAGAUGCUGUGGUGACCAUGUACCGGACCGAAGGCCCCUUGGUUUUCUACAAAGGCUUGAACCCCACCUUGAUCGCCAUCUUCCCCUACGCCGGGUUCCAGUUCUCCUUCUACAGCGCCUUGAAGCAUGUGCACGAGUGGGUCCUGCCCGCCCAGGGAAGGAAGAACGAGAACCUCAAAAACCUGCUGUGUGGCAGUGGAGCCGGAGUCAUCAGCAAGACCCUCACAUACCCCCUGGACCUCCUCAAGAAGCGGCUGCAGGUCGGAGGGUUUGAGCGGGCCCGAGCCACCUUUGGCCAGGUUCGCAGCUAUAGGGGCCUCCUGCAUUGUGCCCAGCAGGUGCUGCGAGAGGAAGGCCCCACGGGCUUCUUCAAGGGCCUGUCCCCCAGCCUGCUGAAGGCUGCUCUCUCCACUGGCUUCGUGUUCUUCUGGUAUGAGCUCUUCUGUAACCUCUUCCACCACAUGAAGAAGGCGGACAGCUAGCCCCGAGGGCGGGAAACCAAAAGAAGGCGGACUCCUCUACCAUUUCUUGUUGUGCCGAGAGCUGCUGCCCGCUCCCUGCCCGCCAGCCAGCUCUGCCGUCACUAGGACAAGGGCUUUCUUGGGGAGAAUGCAGGACUUGGUCUGUGGGGAUGCAGCCCCAUCGGUCAGAAGGAGCUUGAGGUGGUUUCUCUGCAUGGUGCAUGCUCAUGGGAAAGGCAGCAGCGGCCACCCUGCGCUUCUCAGCACCUUCUGCCCAGAGAACCGUCCGGGCUCCGGGGGCAGAGGGCAGAGGGCCGAGGGCCACGGCUGGAGCCUGAGGGCUGGGAUUGGGCCCUUUGUGGGGCUUGGUCCUCCCGUGUGCACUCUUCCUUCCACAAUUUAAUAUACACUGAAGCUAAGAGCACAUUCCUUAUUUCACUCCAUCUUCCCUUCCCAUCACAUCCCUGCUCACAAAGUAUGAGCGAAGGAACCCUUGCCUUCCUCAGAUUCCAUUUUUCUCAGUACUGUUCCUCACACAGCUUUGCUUCUGGUUCUGGGGGGGAAGAAUUAGUCACUUUAUACCCCCCCACCCCAUGCCCAGAUCCUCCUGUCUGUGAAGUCCUGCUCAGGCUGUUCUCUUCCUGGGUGGACAGAGCACGGCUAAGGGCCUCCGGGGAAAACACAUCCCAGCAGCCCACAAGAAGUGGGGGCUGUGCUGAUGGGGAGGAGCUGUGGGUAAAGGUGGUGGCCCUUUUCCCCAGUCUACCUGCUACACUCCUUCCAUGGGGUGGGGGUGAGAGCCUUACAGCUGGGCCAGUUGGCAUCAGCUGCCCAUUCAGCAUCCCCCUCCUUGGCUCAGCAUGGUGCUGUGUGUAUCGUGUCGCCCCAAAGGGCCACUGCUCUGAAGCAGCCUCAUGAAGGGGGUGGUAGAAGGAAAGGGCUGGGCAGCCAGCCUGCUGAAGGUAGUGGUGUCUAGGGGUGGGGGGUUGUCAGCACAAGAACUCACAAGAGCUACUCAUAGGGGCACAGAGGAGAAACUGCAGUUAGGGGGUGAGACCAGGAAAUCUACAGAACAUGACCACCACCCUUUCCAACCUGUUCCGCCCCCCCCCCCCGGGACCCUGGCCUGCAGGGUUGCUCUGCAGGGGGAGCCAGGAUAGAGGAGCACCAGAGCCCCUUGCAGGACUUCACCCUGCCCUCAGUCUGGGCUCUGGCUCCAGCGUCUGCUCUGACUUAGGAGGAAAGCAGGGGCCAGGAGCAGGCCUGUGUGGGUGUCAUGGCCCUUGGACCCCUUCUGUCAUCAGAACUGUUUUGGCUCUGGCCUGGGGCUUUGUGACGUGUCUGGGACCCUGAAUCCUGAAGUUUCCCUGCUCCUGGCUGCUGAUUAUGAAGGUCCAGGCUGUGGGUAGGGGGUGCUCCAACACCCACAGGGUUUGGGGCACUGGAGGCCUGGGCUUGGGGCUGCAGGAAAGCAGCUGCCUGAAUGUAUUUUUUAAGAAAUUCCAUGUUAGUGGAAUAAAAUAAACUUUCUUCUCUUCUCUCCUA
Ailuropoda melanoleuca (giant panda) is the source of this 2810-nucleotide messenger RNA. It is a transcript of the gene SLC25A19, whose product is annotated as solute carrier family 25 member 19. Lineage: Eukaryota; Metazoa; Chordata; Mammalia; Carnivora; Ursidae. Gene Ontology annotation, biological process: transmembrane transport. Bases 306 to 1286 code for a protein of 326 amino acids. The record is from RefSeq and is a predicted model, not a curated record. The transcript is spliced from 9 exons.